Molecule: messenger RNA, 718 nt
Organism: Rubroshorea leprosula
Lineage: Eukaryota; Viridiplantae; Streptophyta; Magnoliopsida; Malvales; Dipterocarpaceae
Source: the annotation of a GenBank genome assembly
AGAAACGCAUAUCUGAGAAUCCAUAUGCAACAAAUAGAAGAACAACAACAAUAAAAGAAUAUCAAUCGAAUAACAUAAACCAACAAAUGCCACGGUUUUACAGAUCAAUACCCAGAAAUCAUCAUAAAAAAAUCAAUCAAGGUGGAGAUUGAGAGGCAAUAUUGGGUUCAGAUCAUAGCGUACCCAACCCAGGGGGAAGUCCUCAGAUCCUCACCCGAUUUUGCUUCACAAGCCCCUCUGUAUAGAGAUAUACCUACGAGGAAAUCGAAGGAAGAAGGAAGCAAGGGUAUGCAGCGGCUUUGUAGAGAGACCGAAUAUGGAGGCAAUGGUGGUGGUGGUGAUAAAUCAGUGAUCGGAGGAGAAAGCAGCGAAGGAGGCGGAGAUAAGGGACCACCGGAACCUCUCGGCUAAGGUGGAAAGGACAACUGUUUUCAAUUUUUUUAUCCUCAGAUCCCUUAGGGUUUGGUUUUCAGAGGUUGAGAGUGGUUGAGGAGGAGAUGGAUCUGUGGCAAAAGGGAGAAACGGAGAUGGCGUGAGGGUCUCAGUUGGGGCUGUAGUGGUUUGGUUGCAGAAUAUAAUCGGAGAUGGAGGUUAUGAAGGAGCCGAUGAGAGAAUCCGGAAAGAGGAUCCAGACCGAGCAGAGGAUCCACAGAGAAGGGAGAGGAGUCCAACCGUCCAGGGGAGGUCCAGCUGUUCAAAAUGAAGACCUACUGAUACG